UCCCGCAAUCCUCUCUAAAUACUUGGGGCAUUAAAUUUCGUGUCAGCAGAAGGAAUCAAAAGUUGCCAAAACUGUAAUCUGUUAGAAAUAGUGAUUCUGUAGGGUGUUACAUUACAAGGGGGAAAGUUUGAAUGUGCUUUGAAAUGAAAGAAGAAUUAAGUUACGUUUCUGCCCAAAUGAAUUGGCAUCUUUAUGUGUAGGAGAAGCUAUAUCGGUAAAUAUUUAUUUUAAGAAUCAUGAUUAAGAAACACUUGGAAGUUUAUUAGGGAAGUAAAUGUUUUACAUGCAAGGACAGGAUCUGCAUGUAGCUUUGUGGUUCUGGGUGUCUUGCGAAGACUGUUUUAGGUGGCUGGCCAGAGGAAGAAAAUGCCCUAGUGAUUCUGGAGCCACAGUCACACUGCCAGUACCAUGUCUACUAUACAAAGAAAAGGCGGCAGCCACCUGUUGAACAGUUUGCACACCUGUAAUCUGAGGCUUUCGGAGGACCAGCGACAGCAAGAAAAAUCUGUCAUUGCUCAACCAAUAUUUGUUUUUGAAAAGAGAGAACAAACUUUUAAGAGACCUGCAGAAGACACCCUGUAUGAACCAGCAGAACAUGAAUGUAAUGGAUUUUCAAGAAAGCGCAUACGAUCUUCAUCUUUUACUUUGAAUACUACAGAUUCUCAGUCCCAAGGAGCAUCAACCUUGUCCCAGAAUCAAAUGAGAUCGUCUUCCUUCACUGACCUACUGACCUUCCCCCCCUCUGGGCCAGUGAAGAAAAACAAUGUUUUUAUGACAUCAAAUUUGGUGCCAAGAAAUGUUGGUAUGAACAGUGCAGAACCAGGCCCUGUGAAACAUCCUGAACAUGUUCUAAGACCUGCUAUUUUGCAGCCACCUCAAGCUCAAAGGUGUGAAAACAUAAGAAACACAUUUGAACACAGUGCAUUAGAAUCCUGCAAGACUAAAGAAAACACAAAAAAUAAGAUAUUGGAAGGUAACUCCUAUUUGCUAACAGAAAAUUUACGAAGUGCCAGAGUUUCAGUCCAGCUGUCUACUAACCAGAAUAUUUUAGGUGCUAUGUCAGUAGGAUGCCAACCAGAUGAAGAUCAGUAUUCUUCUAAAAGCUGUAGUUCUGAUUUCGUUUUUGGAGAAAACAUGGUAGAAAGAGUUUUGGGUACUCAAAAUUUCAUUCACCCUCAACUUGAAAAUGGUUCAUGCACUAAGGAAAAAGCAUUCAAAUCCACUCUAAAUCUCCCUAUCAACUCUCCAAAUGCAAGAACACAUUCUAUUAAAAAUAUAUCUCUAAUCGAAUCAGCUGCUGCUUUCUCUUCUAAACCAUCACCAAAAUGCUUGCUGGAGAAAACUGAUGUUAUAACAGGCGAGGAAGCAGAGCAUAAUGUGUUGAAGAUCAACUGCAAGCUUUUUAUAUUCAACAAAACAUCACAGUCCUGGAUUGAAAGAGGCAGAGGAACUUUGAGACUGAAUGACACAGCAAGCAGUGACUAUGGAACAUUCCAGUCAAGGCUAAGCCAGUGCCAAAGAUACAGGACGUCUGCAUGCAGCAAUACAUCAUCGGCUUGUUGCACUCCGACAGAAAGACGUGAACCAAGCAGGAAGUCAGUCAGAAACAAUCCUGCAACAGUUAAACGGUGAUAGCUGUGAUGAGGAUGAGGAUGAUUUCCUUCAGGUCACUAAAAAUAGAUCAGGUAAAUAAUCUGUCUUUUGUUAGGUCAGAGAUUUUAAAACGAAAGCUUCUGCACAAUCUUACCAUAUGAAAUAGAUUUUUGAAAAAUGGAACUGAUUUAUUUAAAGUGGGUGGGAAUUAGAGCUCUAGUUGUUUGAAUCUGAGGAGUGGGUUUGAAAAUCCCUUCCUUUUACAUGUGGCCUUCAUUGGGAUUUUACCAAAAGUCAGCCUUGCUGUCAUGCCUUAUAUAAUUUGCAUCUAAAUUUAAUAAGAGACCGUAUUUAAGAUGUAAGAUAUUACAUUGCUACACUGAAACUAACCAUUUAUUCAUAUUUCUCUUCGCUUGUUCUCAUUCUCCUAUUACAGGCUAUUAAUAGGAGAAAUUAUAAAAUACUUGUAAUAGAGUCACUGGGCAAAUCUAACUUGAAACUCUGAAAAUCUUUUUGGAAUUUGAGUGUUUUGUUUUCAAGGACCUUUUUUGCCUUAUUUCUUUUAUUGUGUCAGAAUUCAUGAAUUGCGCAAGGGUGAAGUGGAACCAGUAAUUAGCAGACUUGGGGGCUCAGUGCUUGCUGAUGAGUGGAUUUAAAACUAACAUACAUCAUUUUCAGAGAAAAACACUGUCAAGGAAAUAAUAAUUCCAGCUUUGUUAUAUAGAUGCAGCUAUUUUAAUAAAGUCAUCCAAGUAUUUUCAGUCAUAGUUUCAUGUAACCUUGAAUUCUGCUUCAUAGAGGGAGGACUGAGUAAUAAACUUACAAAGAUAAUGUGUUGGCAACCAUUUUUCCAAGUUUUAAUCAUGUUAAAUCUUAAAGCUACUGUAAUUACAUACAGUUUAAGAACCUAUCAAAGAGCAUGUGCAGAACUUGAUAAAAUAACUUCCUUUGCCUAAUACUGAAAAUGUAAUCAAGAGGAAGAAUGCAUAAAACAUGCAGAUGAGGAUCCUAAACUGCUUGACUAGAUGAGCCAGAGAGAUCAGUAAAUGUGCUUUUUCUUGCUACUAUUAAACAAAUGUUUUUUAUUCUUGGAAAUGUAUAAAUAAAUUCAUCUUUCAUAUUAUUCUAAUGUUAUAUGGUCAACAAUAAAAUGGGGUCUAUUAGAAAAUGAGUUUUUAUCAAUUGAAAAUGUUAAGAAUUAAAUGGCAAAAUUCUCUCAAUAACACAUUUAUGAAAUCUAUAUUCUAUUAUACUCCAUUUUAGGAAAGGAUAAUACGCAACUAUCUUUAUACAAACUGAGAAACUAUGGCAAUAAUGCAAAGCAAAUGUCAAUCAUAUGAAUCUCACCUUCUCCUGCCAUUUCCCCCCCCUUUUCACUUAGCACCUUCUCUAGGAGGUGCUGCACAUGAAUGUUAAGAUGUUAUGGAAGCAGUAAAAAAUCUGAUUUUUAGAUUUUGUUACUCCCGAGUUAAGGAAGGGUUUAAUUAUCCAAAAACGUCAUGUUUAAAAUUAGCAACAUUUCUAAAUGUUACUUUUAAAGAUAUUUCAUUUCCUCAUUAGUAAUCAUACUCAUCAAUAUUCGUGUUCAGUUGUAUUUGAUAUUAAAUUUAACCUGAAUAACAC
This is a messenger RNA of Manis pentadactyla (Chinese pangolin), 3216 nucleotides long. RefSeq names its product RAN binding protein 3 like (gene RANBP3L). Lineage: Eukaryota; Metazoa; Chordata; Mammalia; Pholidota; Manidae. Gene Ontology annotation, biological process: protein export from nucleus. Gene Ontology annotation, molecular function: GTPase activator activity. The record is from RefSeq and is a predicted model, not a curated record. The transcript has 13 exons. Bases 409 to 1632 code for a protein of 407 amino acids. Gene Ontology annotation, cellular component: cytoplasm; nuclear pore.